AUGGGCUUAAGAACCCUCCUCAAGGCCUUACGUCCCUCGGAUGGAAAAGAAACGCCUACCUCACUGUCACCGUUGCCAUCAUCAUCACCAUCCCCAUCGAAAGUGGGCACUGACAAGAACAAUAGCGUAGCAGCUGCGACCAGCAGUCAUACUCUACAGCCGGGUUCUUGUAACUCCGAUCUCAAUAUUACGUCUGAUGACAGCUUGCCACGGGACUUAUGGGAUGAAGCCUACGCCAUUCUCAGCGUAGAAGACCCAGAACUGAUAGGAAAGUACGAAAACAUCCUGUUGACUCAGAUGAAAGGAAAAGGUGAUUCAAGCCAGAAUCAUCUAGCGCCCGUUGGAUCGUAUAAACGCGAAGAGCAGCUACGACAAAUAGCGAAGAGCAAGGUCGAAGAAAUUGAUCUAGCACAGUGGCAAGUCAAGAUUGGUAACCACUCCGUGGACGUCAGUGGUCAGUUUAACAAAGUUGUCAAGAUUGUGGUUGCAGCCAAAGAUUUCGUAUCUUCAGCUGUCAGUGCUGAGCCACAUGCUGCACUAGCGUGGGCUGGGGUGUGCCUUUUCUUGCCGCUUCUUCUAAGCCCAUCAGAGCAGAAGUCUGCUGCCCAUGAUGGCCUUGAGGCUGUUCCCUUUUGUGUGCACAGACUAAGGGUCAUGGAGAGGCUUAUCAGACCAGGGAAAUCUGGAUUAACUCAGAGUAGCUAUCUGUCUGAUAGCCUGGAGCUUGUCAAAGACUUCGAGCGUACGGUGGUGGACUUGUAUAAGACAAUCCUCGAAUUCCAGAUCCGAUUAGUGAGACAGCAUUCCAAUAACUGGGCGAAACAGUACGGACGAGAUAUCUUCAAGGCUGAUGACUGGACGAGUUUGACCAGUCAGGUCAAGACACUUGAGGCAAAAUGCACCGAGAUUGCUCAAGACUUGAGUCGCGAGCGGAUUGAGAGAGCUUUGCAAGUUAGUGAGCACAACAUGCAAUGCGGUCUGCAGGAAGUCCAGAAAGAGUUGAGAAGGACAAAGCAUGGUAUUGAACAGCAGGCUAUGAUGCAAUUUGCUUGGCGACAGACCGAUAAGGAGCGCAAAUGUGUACAAAUGUUUCGACAAUCCAAUCCGUAUGAGAAUCAGAAAAACAGAACGCCAAAAAGAGUUUUCGAAACAGGAAAAUGGUUCCUGGAGAAUGACAAAUUUCUUGAUUGGCGAGAGAAGGAAGGACCCGAUCUCCUUUGGAUGUCUGCUAAGCCCGGUUCGGGCAAAUCCGUCCUAGUAAAGACAAUGAUUGACGAGGGUCUGGUUACAUUGAGCCAUCAGAAGCUGUCCGCUGUCUGUUAUUUCUUCUUCAAAGACAUCUCCCCAUACCAGAGAAGUGCACUCAGCGCCAUGUCUGCCAUCUUACACCAGCUUUUCUCGGCGUUCCCAUCUCUGGUGAAACAUGCCCUUUCACCUUAUGAUUUGAAUGGUAGGGAGCUACUCAACUUAUUUGACGAGAUGUUUGAUAUUCUCUGCCAAGCGGCUACUGACCCCUCCGUCGGACAAAUUGUGUGCAUCCUAGACGCCCUCGACGAAUGCAAUGACGAUGAUCAAUUAGUUCUGAUUGAAUCAAUCAUUAAUUUCUACCAUACAUCCAAGAAUGAUUCAAGAUUUGACGAUCGGCCUAAGUUGAAGUUCCUCUUAACCAGCCGUCCGUAUUCGCACAUUCAUUCUCAAUUUGAUGAUCUCAUAACUGAGGCCCCUACGAUUCACUUAUCCGGAGAUCAUGAAUCGGAAAAUAUCAAAGACGAGAUUGAUUUAGUCAUUGAUGUCAAGGUCCCAAAGCUUGCUGCUGAAAGGGGGUUCGACGAAGAGGCAACAAAGUACCUGCUUAAGGAGUUGCACACAGUCGACAACAGAACGUAUCUAUGGCUGAGCCUGAUAAUGGAAGAAAUUCGCCUUAGUGAACGACCAGCCAACAAGCGAGAACUCCAAAAGAUUAUCUCAAGCUUGCCGCGCAGUCUGAUUGAUGCUUACGAUGCUAUCCUGAGGAGGUGCCGCCACCCAGACCUUGCAAGACAGCUCCUGCAUAUCAUCCUGGCGGCCCGAGAGCCUUUGGCAGUCGAUGACAUGAAAAUAGCCACAGCUCUUGCCAGUGAUUUUAAAUAUCGCUCAUAUGAAGAAAUUGGGACUGAACGGUUAGACGCCUUCGAGAUGAGAAUCAAAAAUGUUUGUGGUCUUUUAGUGACCAUUGACAACGGCUCUGUGUUUCUCAUCCACCAAACGGCCAAGGAAUUUCUUAUCACGGAUGACUACACGAGCCACAGGAGUGACACUUGGAAACACAGUUUCAGUCCGCUGGAUUCGGAAACAUUACUCGCAAAAAUCUGCAUCAGUCUGCUUUCUUUCACUCAUUUUCUCAAAGCCCCACUCACAAUCGAUGAUUCUGAUGAUGAACCCCAUAAGAAAGUUUCUGAAUAUACCAAGGAUAACCCGUUUCUAGAAUAUGCAGCAAUGAAUUGGGUGGAACACUGCCAAGAAGCCAUGCUUGGGGAAGAUCCAGAAUGGGUCUCGUCGAUGUUGUUCCUUUGCAGCGUGGAGAGACCGGCAUUCAGGACAUGGUACGCAAUUUACCAGAUCUCGGGCAAGAAUCAUCUCCCUUGGAAGAUGACAAGCCUGAAUAUUGCUGCUGAGUUCGGUUUUCCAUAUGUUCUUGCCUCUCUUCUAGAAAGUGGAGAAGACCCAAACGAGCCUGAUGGCCACGGGGCGACGCCUCUUGCGCGUUCUGUGCAGAAAUCCACAGUAGCUGUGGACCUUCUUUUAAAUGCCAACGCAGACAUCAAUGCCUACGGAUGGGAGGAACCCUGGUACGAAGAUGUCGACAAUACGGGCAGCGACAUUGAAGUCAAGCCGUUUUCAGGUACCCCUCUGGUCAUGGCUGUAUUUAGCGACGAUGCCGAAAUGGUCAAAUAUCUGAUCGAACAUGGAGCUGUGAUAAAUUUUCCUCCGCAUAGUUCCCUUACACCGCUCUUCAUAGCAUGCCUGCAGUACCCUUGGGAUGAGAAACCUAAAGCAAAAGAGAUUCUCCACCUGCUGCUUCGCUCCGGGGCGGAUGUUUGUUUUGAGAUGAUAAAUGAAGAUUGGCCGAUAGAGAUGACCGUCCUCCACUUUGCUGCUAUGAACAAUGACCUGUCGGUAUUGCAAGUUCUUCUUGGAUCCAAAACCGCAGAUGUCAACUUCCAGCUUCGUGAAUCACCGAGCCACGUUCGAAUGGAAGAUCUAGAUACUACCGAGUACCAGUCGAUCAUCGAUGAGCCGGAAUGUUCAUCUGAUAAGAUCAAGUCACUGCAGGCUGGCCCUUCUUCCGCCAGUGGAAGAGAUAUCGAUGGGUCCAGAGGAGCCGAAGAUUCAAAAGGAGGUGGUGACAUUGAUGACAACACCUCCAUACCCGACAAUCAGGAUUCCGACGAUGAUUCUGGGUCCGGGUUCAAUAAUGAUACCCAUCAAUCUGACUCUUCUGAGUCGAGCGACUCGCCACAAAAUUACGUUUACAUGAUAGGGGCCACUCCAUUACACCUCGCAGCAAGAGGAGGAUUGGUGAAGAAUGUCGAGCUUCUUCUGAAGUAUGGAGCCGAUCCGCAUGUGAAAAAUGCCAAUGGCUAUACAGCAAUGGAUUUUGCUCUUGAACUGACGCGUAUUGAAGAUAUUGAUGAUGAAGAGGACUUCAGUUCUAUCAAAGCGGAAAUUAUAGAGUUGCUUGAACAAAACGAUCACAUUCCCUCGGAUGGUGAAGAGUCCUUCCUUGGAACUACUUCUCUUAAUGGCUAA
Molecule: messenger RNA, 3789 nt
Organism: Penicillium pulvis
Lineage: Eukaryota; Fungi; Ascomycota; Eurotiomycetes; Eurotiales; Aspergillaceae
Exons: 3
Coding region: 1-3789 (1262 amino acids)
Molecular function (GO): protein binding
Source: RefSeq, a predicted model, not a curated record